This is a messenger RNA of Colletotrichum phormii, 2178 nucleotides long. RefSeq names its product endomembrane protein 70. Gene Ontology annotation, cellular component: Golgi apparatus; membrane. The record is from RefSeq and is a predicted model, not a curated record. Gene Ontology annotation, biological process: protein localization to membrane; vacuolar transport. The transcript is spliced from 3 exons. NCBI's taxonomy places the organism in Eukaryota, Fungi, Ascomycota, Sordariomycetes, Glomerellales, Glomerellaceae. The coding region runs from base 1 to 2178 and encodes 725 amino acids.
AUGCGACAGGUGCUCAAGGCCGGCUUGGGGUGCCUCGUCUCCCUGCUGCUCGCCGCACCAGCCGACGCAUUCUACAUUCCAGGCUGGUCGGUUAAGAGCUACAAGGACGGCGAGCAGGUACCCCUGCUCGUGAACAAGGUCUACUCCGACAACACCCAGCUGCAGUAUGCCUACUACGACCUCCCCUUCGUGUGCCCGCCGACGGGCCAGCGCAAGCCCGGCACGGGACUCCUCAGCGGACAGAGCAUCCCCUUGAACCUCGGCGAGGUCCUCCGCGGCGACAGGAUCAAGACGUCCGACAUUGACCUGGUCGUCGGACAGGACAAGCCGUGCAACUUGCUGUGCAACCGCGAGAUGAGCCGCAAGGAUAUGCGCCGCGCAAAGGACAUGGUGCACGACGGCUACGUAACCGAGUGGAUCGUCGAUAACCUCCCAGGCGCCACGAGCUUCGUCACCGUCGACAAGAGUCGCAAGUACUACGCCGCCGGCUUCAAGCUCGGCUUCACGGAUUACUCGGCCAGCAGCGGCAAGCCGCGCUACUUCCUCAACAACCACCACACCAUUGUCGUUCGCUGGCGCAAGGCCCCGGGGAAGGCCGGCGAGCGCGGCGGUAAAGUCGUCGUCGGCUUCGAGGUGUACCCCAAGAGCAUCGGCCCAAACAACAAGCGCGACGACGACGGGUGCCCCGCGGAUUUGCAGAACAUUGACCAGAACUUUGAGCUCUACCUCGCCCCGAACAAGUCUUCCGAGACGCCGAAGCAGCAGCAGAACCUCGACUCCUCGUACCACCCCGCCGACGACGACGAGGACCUCACUGACGACGGCGCCAAGCUGACCGUGCCCUACACCUACUCCGUCUACUUCCGAGAGGACAACAACGUCGAGUGGUCGCGCCGAUGGGAUCUGUACUUUGUCAACCAGGAGGAGGGCCAAAAGAUCCACUGGCUGGCUAUUGUCAAUUCCCUCAUCAUCUGCGGUCUGCUUACGGGCAUCGUCCUGAUGAUCCUCGCGAGGACGAUCCGCUCCGAUAUCAAGGGAUACAAGGAGGUGCCUCUCGAGGACGGCAAGCCGAAGCUGAAGCGCAAGAAAACGACCGGAAGCAAGUCCCCCAGACUCUCGGAGAAGACCGGCGGACUGCUCGACCAGGGGGGAGCCAUCGACGCCGAAAAUGACGCCGAUGUGUCAUCCGACGAAGAGGCCCUCGAGGACGUCACGGGUUGGAAGCUGCUCCACGCCGACGUCUUCCGGACACCCCAUCAUGGCUACCUCCUGGCCCCGCUCGUCGGGUCCGGCAUGCAGCUGCUCUUCAUGGCCGUGGGCCUCGUCUUCCUGAGCGCCCUCGGCGUCCUCAACCCCAGCUUCCGCGGCGGCUUCAUCAGCGUCGGCGUCGGCCUGUUCGUUUUUGCCGGCCUCUUCUCGGGCUACUUCUCCGCGCGCGUCUACAAGACCUUUGACGGCCAGGACUUCCGCAAGAACGCGCUCGUCACCGCCGUCCUCUUCCCGGGUCUCCUCUUUGGCGUCGUCUUCAUUCUCAACCUAUUCGUCUGGGCGCAGGCCUCGAGUACCGCGAUCCCGUUCGGCACCCUCGUCGCCAUCAUCUUCCUCUGGCUCUGCAUCCAGGUGCCCCUCGUCUACGCCGGCUCCUGGUUCGGUUUCGUCCGCAGCGGCAACUGGGAGCACCCGACCAAGACGAGCGUCGCCCCCCGCCAGGUGCCCAGGCAGGCGUGGUACAUCAAGUCGUGGCAGUCUGUCCUGCUCGCGGGGCUGAUUCCCUUUGCGGUCAUCUUCAUCGAGCUGCUCUUCGUGUUCCAGUCCGUCUGGCAGGAUAAGAGCGGCUACUACUACGUGUUUGGAUUUCUGGCCGUAGUGUCGGUGAUCCUGAUUGUGACGAUUGCCGAGGUGACGGUCGUGACGAUUUACGUCCGGCUGUGCGCCGAGAACUACAGCUGGUGGUGGCAGUCGUUUGCCGUCGGCGGUGGUAGUGCCGUGUGGGUGUUCUUGUACUGCGUGUGGUACUACUUUUUCAAGCUGCACAUUACCGGCUUCGUGAGCAGUAUGCUGUUCUUCAGCUACAGCUUCAUGGCGUGCUGCGUGUACGGUCUCUUGACGGGGACGGUCGGGUUCCUGAGCGCGUACGCGUUUGUUCGGAGGAUUUACGGAGCCAUCAAGGCAGACUAA